AUGAAGGAAUCAACAAAUGUUACCAAUAUUCUCUUUAUGGCCGCUUUCAGCGGUCUUCUCAUCGGCUUCAACCUGGCGUCCAUGACGGGCAUCCUCGAUGUCAUGGUGUUCUCAUCCGAUCCAUCGGUGCCGUUUCAGCGAGAAAUGUUAGCCUCCAUAAUACCCUUUGGCUCAAUAAUGGGGGCUCUCGUAACUUGGCUUAUCGUUGAUGAAUUUGGGGCGCCGAGGACGUUGAGUUGGGCGACUCUGUUGUGGGCGAUUGGAAGCGGUCUCAUGGCCCUUUCAGGAGGGCUUACGCUUCUGAGUGUCGGAAGAGGCAUAGCCGGUGUCGGAGGUAGAAUUCUCAGUGCUAUUGUGCCUGCAUAUAUGGUUGAAAUAGCGCCAAAGGAACGUCGGGGAUCAUACAUGAGUCUCCUAUACUUGUUCAUCGGCCUCGGUAUCCUGUUGGUAAAUGGUAUCCAGUUCAUGGCAAGGCGGCUCAUUGGGGAGGAGGUUCCCGGAAACGACCCAAACGACCCAAACGACCCGCGCGGUGUGGUUUACGCUCUUCGAAUCUCAUAUAUCGUUCAAACCAUCCCUAGUCUUGCAUUCCUGGUGUUUACAAUGCUCCUGCCCAACAGCCCGUAUCAUCUUGCCGAAAAGGGCCAUUGGCGCGAGGCCCACGAGCUGAUGGCUGCGCUGGAGAUUCGAAGGACGACUGAUCCCAAAGUUCUGGCGCACUAUGAACAAAUGCGACAAGAGAUCCAAGCUCGACGCGGAGAUGGACAGCCUCAGCUGCGAAUGCUGUUCCGUCCAUCGGAAAGGUAUAAGCUCAUACUGGGUCUGUUUACGCAGUUAUGGAACCAGCUGUGUGGCAUACAUGUUCUCUUGUGUUCAGCAGGAGUCAUUUGGCUCCCUUUGGCCGUGUUCUUUAUAUAUCUAUUCAACAUCAUCAGCACCGCGAUGUCGGGCUCGACACUACCGGAUAGUUUUGGUCGGCGAAACACACUGAUUGCUGGCUCCCUAGUGAUGAUACCAUGCCUUAUGAUAAUGGGCUUGAUCCAGAUCGCCUAUGCCGAGCCCAACUUGGGGUAUUUCGAGGGUACUUACUUUGACGACUUCGCCUACGUCAUCCAAAACCAGGGCGCUUCCAAUGCCCUGAUGGUUGUUGCUUCUCUGUUUGUACUCACAUAUGCGGCUACAUGGGGCCCAACGUCUUGGACUUAUUCGACAGAGAUAUUCCCGACUUACCUUCGCAGCAGAGGAGUUGCGCUGUGUACAGUGUCCUAUUGGGUUGGCAAUUUGAUCAUGACCCUUGCGGUACCUCGCAUGCUCAUAAAAUUCGAUGGCAGGACAUACUACAUAUUCGCCAUCUUCAACUUUGUUGCUGCUUUGCAUGUUUACGCUGAAUUUCGCGAGACCGAAGGAGGCCCGCUGGAGGAAAUGGACGAUCUCUUCAAUUCAGGCUACUGCGCAUGGCAAGGUCAGCCGAGGGGGGUCAAGUUCAAAUUCUUGGUAUCACGGUUUGAGAAUCACCCGGCCGUGGUUGGCAAUACUGCUGCCGGACCGGAGCAGGAUAGUAUUGAACUGGAAUCAAUGGACGGCAAUACGAUCACCAAUACGAUCACCAAUGGAGCUGCUGUAUAG
This is a messenger RNA of Trichoderma harzianum CBS 226.95, 1626 nucleotides long. RefSeq lists its product as hypothetical. The transcript is spliced from 9 exons. Gene Ontology annotation, biological process: transmembrane transport; carbohydrate transport. NCBI's taxonomy places the organism in Eukaryota, Fungi, Ascomycota, Sordariomycetes, Hypocreales, Hypocreaceae. Gene Ontology annotation, molecular function: carbohydrate:proton symporter activity. The record is from RefSeq and is a predicted model, not a curated record. The coding region runs from base 1 to 1626 and encodes 541 amino acids. Gene Ontology annotation, cellular component: membrane.